Molecule: messenger RNA, 584 nt
Organism: Lycium barbarum (goji berry)
Lineage: Eukaryota; Viridiplantae; Streptophyta; Magnoliopsida; Solanales; Solanaceae
Product: auxin-induced protein 15A-like
Exons: 1
Coding region: 76-453 (125 amino acids)
Biological process (GO): response to auxin
Source: RefSeq, a predicted model, not a curated record
UCUCCCUCUAGUUUCAUAAAAACAGCUAAUUAACUAGAUAUCUCCAUAUAUUCUGAUCAAAGGGAUAUCAAAAUAAUGGAUUGCAAUUUUCUCAAGGCAUGCCAAAACAAAUGGCAAAAGAUGGGCACCAAAGUCAUAACUUGUGCAAAUUGUGGCAAAUGUUGCAAGUGGACAAAAUGGCCUUUUGUGCAAGAAGAUAACACUCUCCCAAGGGAUGUUCCAAAGGGUCACUUGGUGGUAUAUGUAGGAAAAUACCAAAAGAGGUUUGUAAUCAAAAUCACUUUGCUCAAGCACCCACUUUUCAAAGCAUUGUUAGAUCAAGCACAAGAAGAAAUUUAUGAUUUCACUCACGUUGAGUCGAAAUUAUGGAUCCCUUGUGAUGAAAACAUAUUUUUAAGUGUCAUAAGAUGUGCCACAUCUCCCAAAAAUCGACGUAUCUCAAUUUGCUUUUGAUAUUGAUCUUGAUCAUAUAUAUAGCUUGUGAUUAAAUUUCAUUAAUUCAUGAUGUUCAACUCAUAGAUCAGAAUGUUAUCAUCUAUUAAGUCUAUAACAUGUCGUAGGCAACAUGUAAUUGUAUGUAUAUU